This is a messenger RNA of Micromonas commoda, 1372 nucleotides long. Its product is annotated as choline transporter like family. The transcript has a single exon. The record is from RefSeq and is a predicted model, not a curated record. NCBI's taxonomy places the organism in Eukaryota, Viridiplantae, Chlorophyta, Mamiellophyceae, Mamiellales, Mamiellaceae. Bases 28 to 1317 code for a protein of 429 amino acids. Gene Ontology annotation, molecular function: transmembrane transporter activity. Gene Ontology annotation, cellular component: membrane. Gene Ontology annotation, biological process: transmembrane transport.
ACCCACGCACGGGGCACCGUCUGGGCGAUGGUCUACUUCAAGGUCGCCGUCAUCUUCGCGCUUGCAUUAAUCGUCGCAAGCGGAGGCGGUGACUCACCGGGCGCGGGCGUGUUCCUGGCGCUGCUCGGGUGCCUCACCGCGUUCGUGUUUUGGCUGUGGAGACGCGAGAUCGACCUCGUCGCCAGGCUUCUCGCGGUCGCGUCCAAGUCGCUGCAGGACAACCCCCACGUGGUGACGGCCAUCGUCGGCGUCAAGCUGGCGCUGCUCACGCUCACCGUUCCGACGUUUGCGUUCGUGUCCGCGGCGUACCGCAACGGCCGCGUCGUUCGCGACCCGGACGCGGUGCUCCAAUCCGGAAAGGACACGUGUUUGGACGAGAACGGCGACGUGGCGCCGUGCUGCGUGUGGGAGACGGACGACUGGGCGUCGGCGUACGUCGCGAUGACCUCGCUGUUUUGGCUGUGGACCGUGAUGCUCGCGUUCGAGGUUCGGAUGUUCACCGUCGCCGGCGUCACCGCGCAGUGGUACUUCGCGCCCCCGGGCGUUCGCGCAUUCGCGGGCACCACGAUCGGUACAAUGAAGAACGCGUUGGGACCGUCGUUUGGGUCCCUCGCGCUCGGUUCGCUCGUGCUCACCGCGGUUCACGUCGCGCGAGAGAUUAACCAAAACGUCCGACGAAACGCGCGAGAAAACGGCGGCGGCGCCCUGCAAAUCCUCGCGUGCCUCGUCACCGCGUGCAUGGACUGCGUCUACGCGGUCAUACAGCACGUCACCAAGUACGCGACGAUCCAGUGCGCCGUCACGGGCGCCGCUUUUUGCGACGCCGCCGCCGCGGUGAGUCGGAUGCUCACGGAAAAUUUCUUAAACGCGUACGCGGUGUGGUGGCUCCCCGGGACGCUCCUCUCCGCCGCCGCGUUCGUGUUCGCGGCGGCGUACGGGACGUGCGUGGGCGUUGCCGGGUACGUCGCGUGGAACGGCGCGGAUGGGCACGAAAACGCCGGCGGCGAAUCGGUCAUCUUAGGAUUCGUCUCGUUUUGUCUCGCGCUGGUGGCGGUCAAUUUCUGCGUCACCGUGUUGCUCGACGUGGUGGACUGCGUGUUCGUGUGUUACGUGAUGGACCUGGACAGGCAGAGGAACUCGAGGCCGGAGGUGCACGAGAUUUACGAGGAGGUCAAGGCUAAGACGGCAAAGGCGGCGCCGGCGGUGGGAGGUUCCGGAGGUUCUGGAGGUUCCGGAGGUUUUGGCGGCGCCGUCGUUCAGGGACCGGGCGGCAACGUCGCGUACGGUAACCGCCGCGGCGCGGACGAUAACCUCUGAGGACUAGCUAGUCAGUCCACCUUCUGUUGUGUAUGUUACGAUAUCGCGUGUACAU